UUUUCAUAUAUAAAAACACAAGCCAUACUAAAACAUAGGUAACACAACACACAUAUCAAAAUGACAAUUCUUAAUCAUCAUCAUGAUGAGCAACCACAUUUUGUGUUACUUCCUUUUAUGGCACAAGGCCAUACAAUCCCUAUAAUAGACAUAGCUCGUUUAUUAGCACAAAGAGGUGUUAUUGUCACAAUACUUAUGACACCUUUAAAUGCCAUAAGGUUCAAUAAUGUCAUUGCCCGCGCAGUCGAAAAAGGACUCAAUAUUCAUAUAAUUCACCUCGAGUUUCCAAGUUUAGAGGCAGGGUUACCACAAGAUUGUGAAAAUUGUGACAUGAUUUUAUCAAUAGACAUGAUAAAUAAGUUCUUUAAUGCUACUCAAAUGCUUGAGACACAAGUGGAAGUGUUGUUGCAAGAUUUGAAACCAAAUUGUCUAAUUUCUGAUUUGUGUUUUCCUUGGACAACAAAUGUUGCUAAGAGGAUUGGCAUACCUAGGAUUGUUUUUCAUGGGAUGGGAAGUUUUUCUUUGUUGUGUUUGCAUAAUUUGAGAGAUGGGAAGUUGUUGGAGAGUGUUGGUUCUGAGAAUGAAUACUUUUCAGUGCCUGGACUUCCAGACAAAGUUGAAGUGACAAAAGCUCAACUAAAAGCAUUAGUGGAUCCAAGCAAUCCUGAAUGGAGAGAACUUGGAGACCAAAUGAAGGAGGGAGAGGCUCAAGCUUAUGGAAUUGUGGUGAAUAGCUUUGAGGAGUUGGAACCUCAAUAUGUGCAAGGAGUGAAAAAGGCCAAAGGUAAGAAGGUUUGGACAAUUGGUCCUGUUUCCUUAUGCAACAAAGAGAAACAAGACAAAGUUGAAAGAGGAAACAAGGCUUCAAUUGAUGAACACCACUGCCUAAAAUGGCUUGAUUCUAAGGAACAAGAUUCCGUGCUCUACGUUUGUCUUGGGAGUCUAUCGCACUUGCCAACAUCACAAAUGAUUGAACUUGCACUUGGUUUAGAGUCAUCUAAACGACCCUUCGUAUGGGUCAUUAGACACAUAUCAAAUGGAUUUAGAAAAUGGCUAAAUGAAGAGAACUUUGAGGAAAGAGUUGCAAAACAAGGGAUUUUAAUCAAUGGUUGGGCACCACAAGUACUAAUACUAUCUCAUCCUUCGAUAGGAGGAUUCCUGACACACUGUGGAUGGAACUCGAUCUUAGAAGGGAUAUCGGUUGGUGUCCCAAUGAUCACUUGGCCAUUAUUUGCUGAACAAUUUUGUAAUGAGAAGCUCAUUGUGAAUGUACUCAAGACAGGAGUGAAGGGUGGUAUGGAGAAUCCAGUGAUGUUUUUAGAGGAUGAAAAAGUGUGUGCACAAUUGAAGAAAGAUGAUAUUAAGAUGGUUAUUGAAAGAGUAAUGGGGGGAGAAGAGGAAGCAAAAAUGAGAAGAGAAAGAGCUAAAAAGCUUGGAGAAAUGGCAAUAAGGGCUGUGGAAGGAGGUUCAUCUCACUUUAAUUUGACAAAACUAAUAGAAGAUGUCACACAACAAGCAAAAAUUGGGGGUUUUAAGUCUAGCUAAUGUUUCUUGAUUAAGUAAGUAGGCAAAUGUUGGAAAAUCUAUGUGAAAUCUUAUGUUGAUUUACGAAUAUCUGAUUAUGAUUUAGUGGUACAGUUAAAUUUGUAAGAGGUCAAGAACACACGACUUUGUUCACACAUUAGAUCCUGUUACUAGCCAUUGAAUAUUAUGAUAUAAAUAAAUAAAGGAGAGAAUCGUAUGAAGCUUUCAACUUCAA
Messenger RNA from Solanum tuberosum (potato), 1759 nucleotides. Its product is annotated as UDP-glycosyltransferase 73C3-like. The transcript is spliced from 2 exons. The coding region runs from base 61 to 1545 and encodes 494 amino acids. Gene Ontology annotation, molecular function: UDP-glucosyltransferase activity. NCBI's taxonomy places the organism in Eukaryota, Viridiplantae, Streptophyta, Magnoliopsida, Solanales, Solanaceae. The record is from RefSeq and is a predicted model, not a curated record.